CUCAAGUAACCCAUGUUAGUCUACUUUUGACUGUUACGCAGAUUGUUCGUUCGUGUCGUCCGUUUGUUUUCUACACGCCGAGACACCGAGAAGUAGAGAAGCAAGUUAAGCAGCAGUAGAAGUAAAAAAUAAUCAAAUGAAAACACACUCACACCGCUAAGCGUAAAAUAAAGAAAGCAAGGAAAAAAUUGUACGUACCGCCGCCGCACAAAAAUUCAUUCAGUAAAGUUCGCAUGAAUUUUUUCACUACUUUCAAAUCAUUGGAUAACCAGAAUAAACCGGCAACAUUUGUUUUUAAACCUCUUGAAAGUUUUAACGUAACGAAAAAAAAAACACCUAGAAAUUCUAUAACCAAAGAUUAACAAUUGAAAAAAAAAAAAUACUAGUGUAUCUUACAAAAAAAGUUUUGGAUUUGCCGCCGGCAGAAUUGAAAUUCAAAACAGAAAAGGCAAAUGAAAAUAAGUGAAUAUCAAUAAAAUAUAAUAAUUAUUAAAAAAAAAGUUUUAAAUAACAAAAUGUUGUGUUUCUAAGAUUCUAAGAUCUUUUUUGCUUGCCAUUAAAACAACCGCAAAAAGGGCAGAGAGAGUGCAAAUAAAAAGUUAUACACUAAUUUUAAAAUUUUGCAACUGCAAAAUUGUCCAUAACAGUUUGUGUAAGAAAAAAUAAUUAACAUUUACAAAUUAAAUGACAGUGCACAGUAAUGAGAGUGGUGUGUGUUUAGUAAUGAAUGCCGUUUCGACUCGACCAAGCGCAUCGCCCACCUCCACUCAAACACCUCUGCACCAACAGCAAGCAUUGCAAACCCAACCCACAAAUCUAAGCACCUCAGCUUCAUCAUCCAUAAGUCACAACGCCACAAAUCAUACGUCGGCGUCUUCACUGACACUUAACGCCACAGCAGUUGCCGCCGCCGCCGCUGCAGCAGCCGCUGCUGCCGUUGUUGCCGCCGUGCCGUCUUCAACCGCCUCUUUAACCACGCCCUCUGUUGCCAACGCAAUGGCCGUUACCUCAACAGUACCGCCGGGCGCGCGUUCCAUAUCACCCGCCACUCCAUACAGUACAUCGUCGUCGGUGUUGUCGUCAACGGGGCCCGGUUCGGCCGCCGCUGGUCCACCGCCGCCACCGCCCACAUCAGUAUUACCUGGUCCAUUGGCACCAGGUUCAACGGGUGCCCCACCGCCGCCACCAUUACCGGGUGCUCCGGGUUCCGCGGGUCCUGGUGCGGGUAAUCGUUGCUGUGAUACGGGUCGCACAAUAUAUACAGAUCCGGUUAGUGGUCAAACAAUAUGCUCCUGCCAAUAUGAUAUAUUAAGUUAUCAGAGAUUAGCCGCCGCUGGGGGUUUAGUUGCCGGUCCUGGAGGUGUGCCUAUGGGCGUAUAUCCCGAGGGAAUGUCGGCGUAUUUAUCGAGUAUGGGUGCUGAACAACCGCCGUUCUAUGCAAAUCCGGGUGGUCUGGAUUUAAAAGAAAAUUUGGUGGCUGGUGGAGCACCAUGGCCUUAUCCCUCCGUAUAUCAUCCAUACGAUGCAGCCUUUGGUUAUCCCUUCAAUAGUUAUGGCAUGGAUUUGAAUGGUGCCCGUCGCAAAAAUGCCACCCGUGAAACCACCUCAACACUUAAAGCCUGGCUAAAUGAGCACAAAAAGAAUCCCUAUCCCACAAAGGGUGAAAAAAUUAUGUUGGCUAUUAUCACGAAAAUGACUCUGACGCAAGUGUCGACCUGGUUUGCCAAUGCACGCAGAAGACUGAAGAAAGAAAACAAAAUGACUUGGGAGCCGCGUAAUCGAGUGGACGAUGAUGAUUGUAAUUUAGAUGAUGAUGAUCACAAGAGCACGGAUGAUAAUGAUGUAUUAGAUGCCAAAGACUCGGGAAUGGGUUCAAAUGAGGACAAAGACCAUCGCAUGCCCGGCGAGGGCAACAACAGCGAAUGGUCGGGUUCAAGGCCCGGAUCGCCUAAUGGCUCACCGGACCUAUACGAUCGUCCUGGCAUGAUGCCAGGCGGUGGUCAUCCGCUUUUCCAUCCUGCCGCUCUACACCACUUUCGGCCACCAGCUGGUUCACCACCCGACAUUGCCGCCUAUCAUCACCAUCAGCAGCUAAUACAACAACACCAACAGGCCCAACAAAACUCGUUACAUGCAGCUGGAGCGGCCAGCACAACAGCAGCUAGUCUUGCGGCCAAGCCACGUAUUUGGUCGCUGGCUGAUAUGGCCUCGAAGGAUGGCAACAAUAAGGAGGGCGGCAACAAGGAUAGUCCACCCGGUAGUGAUUUACCACCUACACAUCCUGCUUUCUAUGGUCAUCCUGGUCAACAUCCUAGUCCGGGUAAGAUUUUAUCCCCCCUGGCGGCGAGAAUACCAAAUUACUCACCUUAUGUGAGGCCAGAUUUGUAUCGAGGAUUCUAUGGGCCGGCCGCAGCGGCUGCUGCACAUUUGAGUGGUCCCUCACAAGAAUUUCUAGAACACCAAAGAACUUUUGGAGCCAGUUUGGCUGCUCAUAAUGGCCUGGGCAUGAAUCCAUUGCUGUGGAAGGCCGCCGUCACUGGAGCCGGUGGUCCCCAUUUUAACCCCCUUAGCUUAACAACUGGUCAUCCCCAUAAUUCUGCCCAUCAAGUGCCACCAUCAGGAGCCUCACCAUCUGGUUCAAGUACCACCUCCUCCAUGGGUUGUGAUGUAGUUCAGACACCACCCUCCAGCCAGCCUAGUUCACAUCACAACAUUGGACCCAUUUCCCAUAAUUCCAAUUCAUCCAGCUCCUCCUCGAAUUCCGAUAAACUGUCGCCUGGUAAACCAUGACAAUCACGUUCAGAAUCGCCAACACCCACUUCCACAACACCGAAUUCCUCCUCCAUGAUUAAUUUGGUCAAUGGGCCAAUGAAUGGUAAACCAAAUAAUAUAGCAACAACAUCGCCGCUUUCUGCGUUUCGUUCGUUGAUUGCGUUUCGUGAGCAACAUUUACAACAACAAACACCCAAACUUACAUUGAGGCCAUAAAUGAGAGAAAUUAAAAUGAAAUAAACGAAAUAAAACUAAAGAAACAAAUAUUUUGGACAAUAAUUAAAAAUGUGAUGUGCAUGAAAACAACAACAACAAUUUAUGAAAGAAAUUACAAAAACAGCCAGGCCCAAUGGUGUUUUUGAACACAGAGUUGCAUGAGAGCAAUGGAAGCCAUGAAGAAAACUGAGCUAUAUAUAACAGUCAAGGCGUGAGAGACAGUCAUCAACAAAUUGAAAAAAAAAAAAAAAAUAAGGAAAACACUUAUGCAAACAGAGCUUAUAGAGUAAUUAACAAAAGAAAUUAAAAAAAUAUAUUUUUUUUAAUUUUCUUAUUCUUGUUUUUGUUGAUUGAAGCGCAAGCAAAGACCAAUGGGAGAACAAAAAUGUAUUAAAUUGUAAAUAUAUGAAAUUAAGCCUAACCCCUGACCAGAGUUGAAGAACAAAAAAGAAAAGAAAACACAAAAAGAACAUCAGAGUAUAACCUCCCACAUCUGGCAUAAGGUCACAUAUCAAAGAGAAGGCAAUUGAUUCUAGAUAUCUAGAAUUGUAUUGAUGGGUAUUUUUUACAUAAUUCGUAGGUUGUUUUUUAUGUUUUAAGUUGAAUUUUCUUUAGUUACCAUUUCCUAUAAACGCCCACACAGUUAUACAUAGUAUAUAUUUAUACAUACACAUAUAUACAACCAAUUUGUUCCUGUAUGAUAAUUUCUAAAGUAAUCAUAAAACAAACGAAAGAAACAACAAAAGCAUAUUUUAUUUAUUUAAACAAAACAAAAAGCACAAAUUAUUUUCUAUUAUUAUACAUGUAUUUUUUAUACAUAGAGAGAGAAACCAACCCCCCCCCC
Molecule: messenger RNA, 3832 nt
Organism: Musca domestica (house fly)
Lineage: Eukaryota; Metazoa; Arthropoda; Insecta; Diptera; Muscidae
Gene: mirr
Product: iroquois-class homeodomain protein irx-5
Exons: 5
Coding region: 685-2790 (701 amino acids)
Biological process (GO): neuron differentiation; regulation of transcription by RNA polymerase II; cell development
Cellular component (GO): nucleus
Molecular function (GO): DNA-binding transcription factor activity, RNA polymerase II-specific; RNA polymerase II cis-regulatory region sequence-specific DNA binding
Source: RefSeq, a predicted model, not a curated record